AUGGUGAUUCCUACUCGAGACAAGCACUACCUUUUUGGGUACCCUGUCCUCCACUCUGCGUCCCCAGCAUUCCAUAACUUGAUUUUCCAAUCAAUGAACACGAACAAGACCUACGAAUGCUGGUCCACCUCGCGCAUUACCCAGGAGAUGAUGGAUGUUAUUCGUAGCCCCGAUUUUGGGGGCUCGAGUGUUACAAUGCCCAUGAAAGUCACGGUCAUGAAAUAUUUAGAUGAGAUCACUCCCGAGGCCAAAGCUGUUGGAGCAGUGAACACGAUCGUUCCUGUUCUCGAUCUUUCAAGCGGCGUUAUGAAGGCAGUUGGUACAAACACAGACUACUUAGGCGUUCGUAACUCUCUUUUACGACAACUCGGCCUACAGGUCAACCGUACAUUUUCCUCAUCCAACACAUUCCCUCCUGGGCAGGCCGCGGCGCUAUCUAUUGGUGGAGGUGGUGCGGCCCAUUCUGCAAUUUACGCAAUGCAUUCAAUGGGCCUCGCACCUAUCUAUCUGAUGAACCGAGACCAAUCCGAAAUCGACGCUCUGUUCGAGUGCUUCCCUGGCCUCCCGUUGGUACAUUUGAAGACUAUUGCACAGGCAGAAAAGGAACUGGCUGGAGCGAAUCGACCGCCCAUCGUUGCGAUUGUUGGGGCUAUCCCAGCUUAUCUACCAGUCACAGACGCCGAGCGUGGUGUAUACAACAUGAUCACACACGUGUUGACACAACCUUAUACACCACCAACAGCUUCAGAUGCUUCGAACCUUCCCCUCCCACACCAACGCUUGUUCCUUGAUAUGGCCUAUCGCCCGCGAAAUACACCGCUCUUACAAAUCGCGGCUGCAUUGAACUGGGAACCCAUCGGAGGUAUUCAAGCUAUGAUCGAACAAGGAUUGGCUCAAAGCAGAAUGUGGCAGUCCGGAGAUGCUUCAGUUGAUGUUGCGUGUGGAGACAGAAUUGGAGAUGAUGUUAUGACCAAGGCGAGGGAUUUUGUUGAACAGAUGGCAGAUGUAGUCGUGGUAGGGAAGGAGUACGAUCGUGCGCAGGAUUCUCCGGAUGCUCCCUUUCGGGUAUGA
Rhizoctonia solani is the source of this 1071-nucleotide messenger RNA. Its product is annotated as pentafunctional AROM polypeptide. The record is from RefSeq and is a predicted model, not a curated record. Gene Ontology annotation, biological process: chorismate biosynthetic process; shikimate metabolic process. Bases 1 to 1071 code for a protein of 356 amino acids. The transcript is spliced from 2 exons. NCBI's taxonomy places the organism in Eukaryota, Fungi, Basidiomycota, Agaricomycetes, Cantharellales, Ceratobasidiaceae. Gene Ontology annotation, molecular function: shikimate 3-dehydrogenase (NADP+) activity.